Messenger RNA from Diaporthe batatas, 5691 nucleotides. RefSeq names its product DNA-binding ATPase. NCBI's taxonomy places the organism in Eukaryota, Fungi, Ascomycota, Sordariomycetes, Diaporthales, Diaporthaceae. The transcript is spliced from 2 exons. Bases 1 to 5691 code for a protein of 1896 amino acids. The record is from RefSeq and is a predicted model, not a curated record. Gene Ontology annotation, molecular function: ATP hydrolysis activity; TBP-class protein binding; ATP-dependent chromatin remodeler activity.
AUGGCGUCCAGGCUUGAUCGACUUGUCACAAUCCUCGAGACCGGAAGUACCCGGCUCAUUCGGGACACAGCAGUAAAUCAGCUGGCCGAUUGGCAAAAACAACAGCCUGAGGAACUCUUCAACCUUCUCUCAAGGGUGGUCCCAUACCUGCGCCACAAGGACUGGGAGACACGGACUACUGCGGCAAAAGCCAUCGGCAAGAUAAUUGAGAAUGCGGAAACAUACGAUCCGAAUCCGGGCGAGGAGUCUGUCCAGCCAAAGAAGGACGAGGGCACAGGCAAUGGUCUUGUCAAGAAAGAAGAGGCCGAGCCUGCCGUUCCCGACUACGACGCCUUGAGCUUGGGAACUCUGAACGUGCCUGAUAUCAUCAGGUACGGCAGGCAAUUGCUUCGCGGCGCCCCUGUCGACUACUCGCUCGGCGCCCUGGAGCCCCAGGAGCGUCUGACACACCAAAAGAAGACCCUUAUCGGCCGUCUCGGUCUGUUGGGACGGCCUUAUGAGGAUGAAGAGAUACCCAUCCCGAACGAGUCUGCCGCGAGUCCCGGUACCCCGGCAGACACAAAUGGUUCCCACGGCUUUGGCCGCCCCGACAGUAACGGAGCUGCCACCACACCUCAUCCAGGGGAGGAGAGUGGUAUGAGCGCAAGGCAACUGAACGUGCUCAAGCGGAAACGUAAACGGGAGGCUCAGAAGGCCGCCCAAGGGAAGGGUGGUUUCGGCGAUCUCUCCCUGCGUCGGAAUACGACAGCUGGCUCAGAAGUAUAUGCCGAGGACACACCAAUGGUCGAUGCCGAUUCCAAGAAGAACGGCAAGGUGGUUGACUACUUCAAUCUCGAUAGGCCGGCUGAUCUCGAGGAAGACAGCAAGGUCGUAUCUGAGUACAAGGGCGCAGUCAUCCCAAUCAAGUCUGAAUUGGAGACCGACGUCAACAUGGAAGGCUCCGAAUGGCCGUACGAACGUUUAUGUGAAUUCCUCAAGGUGGAUUUGUUCGAUCCAUCCUGGGAGACCAGGCACGGUGCAGCUAUGGGCUUGAGGGAGCUGAUUAGGGUCCAUGGCGCAGGGGCCGGCAGGGUCCGUGGUGUGUCCCGCAGCGAGAACAACGAGCUGAAUAGAAAGUGGCUGGACGACCUUGCCUGCCGGCUCUGCUGUGUUCUGAUGCUGGACAGGUUUACAGAUUACAGUUCUGACACCUCGGUGGCCCCCAUCAGGGAAACAGUCGGCCAGACACUUGGAUCCGUCCUGUUCCACGUCUCCCCCGAUUCCGUACACGCCAUCUACAGAAUACUCUACCGUAUGGUCAUGCAAGAAGACCUGCCGCUGGAGCAGCAUGUCUGGCCGAUCUGCCACGGCGGCAUGGUUGGGCUCCGCUACGUUGUGGCCGUCCGGAAAGAUUUACUAAUGAAAGACGGCGACAUGAUCGAUGGUAUCAUCCGCGCGGUCAUGAAGGGUCUCGGUGAUAGCGAUGAUGACGUGCGUUCUGUCAGCGCCGCGACCUUGACGCCAAUGGCGAAAGAAUUUGUCACACAACGCCCUAGAGAGUUGAACGGGUUGAUCAAUAUCGUCUGGGAGGGAUUGGCUGACUUGACCGACGACCUCAGCGCUUCGACCGGCAAGAUCAUGGAUCUCCUUGCUGUUCUUUGCAGCUUCCCGGAAGUCCUGGCUGCUAUGAAGACUUCAGCGCAAGAGGACGAGGAGAGAACAUUCACUGUUCUUGUGCCAAGACUAUAUCCAUUUCUGCGCCACACCAUCACAUCAGUCCGUCUUGCCGUCCUCAAGGCUCUCAUGACCUUCGCCAAGCUCGACGCAGAGUCAGCACAAGGUUGGCUGAACGGUCGCAUCCUCAGAUUAAUUUUCCAGAACAUUCUGGUGGAGCGCGAUCCAGAGACGCUGAAUAUGUCCAUCGAGCUAUGGAUGUCACUAGUCAAGUCUCUCGCUCAGGAUCCAGCAGUGCUGGCAAUGGAAUUUUCCCCUCAUGUCGAACCAUUGAUGCAGCUGACUCUGCAUCCCAUUGGCGUUCAGCGCAAUCCCAUUCCCAUGGACACAAAGUUUUUCAUGAAGCCAUCAGGUGGCACAUACGCCCCCCUCAGUGGAACGCCUGCGCCGCCUCGGAGAUCUAGUCCCUCGGAGGGUCCGGAGCGUGCCAACAAGAGGCGAAGAAAGUCGACUAAGGUUGAAGAACCCCAAGCUGCUUCCCAGUCACACGAUCUCGACGGGCGCAUGAUGCAAGGAGAUGUCGAUCUGGUCGGCAUGGAAACACUGGUGCGAUCUCGGAUCUCUGCGGCGAAAGCCAUGGGCUUCAUCAUGUCCCUUCUUCCUGCAGAAAGCCUGCAAGAGUAUGAUGCAAGCAUCAUCAAAGGUCUUGGGUCCUCAUACUCCUCCACACAACUCAGCGCUUGCAUGGUCAUCGACGAGUACGCACAGAAGUCUGCAAACGUCGAGCAGUGCUCUAGGUUCGUGGCAUUGCUGCAGAAGAUGGUUGAGGGUGAACGGCCAUCUUGUUAUCGAGAUUUGGUCAGCUACAUCCGAAACGUCCGCGCCCAGUGCUCGCAACUGAUACAUCUGUUCCGCGAUUUCGGCAAAGUAUCAUCUAGCAAGCUACCGACCUUGGCUGUGAUCGUACAAGGUGAGGCGGAAGCAGGGCCAGGAGCAUUCUCAAUCGCAAAUGCUGAAAAGGUUGUGGGUGAGGAUUACGAGAAGCUGAAGAAAGCAAUGGCUCCCGGGCAACGGCUCAUCGCCAGUAAAGAUCUCGCAGAGUCUCGUGACAUCACCGCCCAGGCCAUUGAAGAUGCCAAGGCGAAGAAAGAGACACGCGAUGUGCGGAUCAAAGCGGCUGCAGCAUGUGCUCUGGUGGCCAUCAAACAUUUGCCCAAGAAGCCAAGCCCGCUCAUCAAGGCCGUAAUGGACAGCAUCAAAUACGAGGAGAACCAGGAUCUUCAGAGCCGUUCGGCAUCGACAAUUGCAAACCUCGUGCAGUUCUUCACGGAAUCUGGUCGUCGGGGCCCCGCGGACAAGGUGGUAGGCAACCUUGUCAAGUUUUCUUGCAUGGAAGUGGCGGAAACUCCGGAAUUCCCAGUCCACGCCAGUAAGACUGAUGUGGUACUAUCGAUGCAAAAAGAAGAGGAUCGUGUCGACCAUCCUGACGCUGCCAAAUGGGCCCGUGAGGCAAAGGCAGCUCGCAUAACUCGUCGCGGUGCAAAGGAGGCGUUGCAAAUCUUAUCGAAGACGUUCGGCGCCGAUCUUCUCAGCGUUGUUCCCAGUAUUCGCACAUUCAUGGAGCGGCCUCUCAUGCAAGCUUUCUCCGGCGACCUGCCCGCCGAAGCCAGAGACCCCGAGAAUACCUUCGGGCAGGAGAUUGUCGACGCUAUGUCUGUGAUUCGCACAAUGACGCCGACAAUCCACACUGCCCUUCACCCGUUCAUCAUGCAGAUGGCCCCACUCGUCAUCAAGGCUUUGCAUUCCGAGCUGUCGGUGUUCCGAUACAUGGCUGCCAAGUGCUUAGCAACCAUCUGCAGCGUCAUCACAGUCCAGGGCAUGACAGCGUUGGUCGAAAAGGUCCUGCCGUCCAUUAAUAACCCUCUGGACCUACACUUCCGACAAGGUGCCAUUGAGGUCAUAUAUCACCUGAUUGCCGUUAUGGGAGAUGCAAUUUUGCCUUACGUUGUCUUCCUUAUCGUUCCCGUCUUAGGCCGGAUGAGUGACUCUGACAACGAGAUCCGGUUGAUAGCAACAACUUCAUUUGCGACGCUGGUCAAGCUUGUGCCGCUGGAAGCAGGCAUACCAGACCCCCCGGGCCUCUCCCAGGAACUCCUCAAGGGCAGAGACCGCGAGCGAACGUUCAUUGCGCAACUGCUCGAUCCAAAGAAGGUUGAGGCGUUCUCUCUCCCGGUUGCCAUCAAAGCGGAGUUGCGGUCUUACCAACAGGACGGCGUGAACUGGCUGAAUUUCCUCCGCAAGUACCAUCUCCACGGCAUUCUAUGCGACGACAUGGGUCUGGGCAAGACUUUGCAGACGCUCUGCAUAGUCGCCAGUGACCAUCAUGAGCGGGCUGAGGAAUUCUCCAAGACAGGAUCGCCAGAUGUCAGGCGGCUUCCCUCCCUGAUUGUCUGCCCUCCCACGCUGUCUGGUCACUGGCAGCAAGAGAUUAAGGCCUACGCCCCGUUCCUGAGCGUCAUGGCAUACGUGGGACCUCCGGCCGAGCGGAAGGCCAUGAAAGACGGCCUUGACAAGCCCGAUAUCGUCAUCACUUCGUACGAUGUCUGCCGCAACGACGUUGAAGUUCUGGAGAAGUACAACUGGAAUUACGUGGUGCUUGACGAGGGCCACCUCAUCAAGAACGCCAAGGCAAAGAUCAGCUUGGCAGUGAAGAGGCUGGUCAGCAACCAUCGGCUCAUUCUGACUGGCACGCCCAUCCAGAACAACGUUCUGGAGCUGUGGUCCCUGUUCGAUUUCCUGAUGCCCGGCUUCCUCGGGGCUGAGAAGGUCUUUGCCGACCGCUUCGUAAAGCCAAUCUCCGCAUCCCGCUACAACAAGGCCUCCUCAAAGGAACAAGAAGCGGGAGCUCUCGCCAUCGAAGCCCUGCACAAACAGGUCCUGCCCUUCCUCUUGCGACGUCUGAAGGAAGAGGUACUCAACGACCUCCCGCCCAAGAUCUUGCAGAACUAUUACUGCGACCUCAGCGAUCUGCAGAGGAAGUUGUUCGAGGAGUUCACGAAGCGCGAAUCAAAGAAACUUGCUGACGAGGCUGGCCGUGAUGACAAGGAGGCCAAACAGCACAUUUUCCAAGCAUUGCAAUACAUGAGGAAACUGUGCAACUCUCCCGCCAUGGUGAUGAAGCCAGGCCAUCCGAACUACGAGGACACUCAGCGCAUUCUCGCAAAGAGCAACACCAGCCUGGAAGAUGCCGCCCACGCCCCGAAAUUGACAGCGCUGCGUGACCUCUUGGUAGACUGCGGCAUUGGUACCGAGGGGGGCCAUGAUUCGAAUGACCCAUUGUACCAGCCAAUCAAACCUCAUCGGGCGCUGAUCUUCUGUCAGAUGAAGGAGAUGCUGGACAUGGUGCAGAAUUCAGUGCUGAAGGCCAUGCUUCCGUCUGUCACAUAUCUCCGUCUUGAUGGCGGCGUCGAAGCCAAUAAACGCCAGGACAUCGUCAAUAAGUUCAACAGCGACCCAUCCUACGAUUGCCUCCUUCUGACCACGAGCGUUGGCGGUCUUGGUCUCAAUCUCACAGGUGCAGACACCGUGAUAUUCGUCGAGCACGACUGGAACCCGCAGAAGGACCUGCAGGCCAUGGAUCGUGCGCACCGAAUCGGCCAGAAGAAGGUCGUCAAUGUGUACCGAUUGAUCACACGUGGCACGUUGGAAGAGAAGAUCCUCAGUCUACAGCGUUUCAAGAUUGAUGUGGCCUCAACUGUUGUCAACCAGCAGAAUGCAGGGCUGGCGACGAUGGACACAGACCAGAUCCUGGAUCUGUUCAACGUGGGCGACUCGGGGCCUGGCUUGAUCACAGAGAAGCCAGCCGGGGGCAGCUCUGGGUUUGAGGGGCGCGAAGAGGACAUGGUGGAUAUCGAGACGGGUGACGUCCGCCAGCCUGGAAAGAAGGCCGCCUGGUUGGAGGACUUGGGUGACCUGUGGGACAACAAGCAGUACGAGGAGAGUUUCGACUUGGACGGGUUCUUGAAAACGAUGGAGUAG